This is a messenger RNA of Emericellopsis atlantica, 5256 nucleotides long. RefSeq lists its product as uncharacterized. Lineage: Eukaryota; Fungi; Ascomycota; Sordariomycetes; Hypocreales; Bionectriaceae. The record is from RefSeq and is a predicted model, not a curated record. The coding region runs from base 204 to 5135 and encodes 1643 amino acids. The transcript is spliced from 3 exons.
GUACCGUUGGCACCGCACCCCUUUGAGCAGUCCCCUUGGUAUCUGGCGACCGUCGCAGCGAAGAGACAGCAGAAACUCAUCAAUACAACGCCCUCACCCACGAUUUUCAUCGACUGCGACCGAGGGCUAUCGAAUCGAUUAGGCUCAUCGAAUUACCUGGCCCAUCCGUUUAAUUGAAAACGGAUGUCGCCGCCGCCGAUGCUAUGAGUGAGGUUGGCCACAAGGACCUCUCGAAACUCCUUCAAAGCAAGAGGGAUUACAACAAUGCAAUUGUAACCACUCGCAAAAGGAAGCUGCGCGAGCUGUUCGCGGUCGCGACCGGUGCAGCAGCGGAGCCUUCCAACGAUGGAGUCGUCGCCACAAACAACGACGUGUCCGCCUCAACACCGGCCGAAGCAGCGUUCCUCGAACACAAUCAAAUAUCAUCGGCCAAGAAGUUCCACGAGUCGAGCAUCCCGACGCGACACCAACUUCCGUUCGAUAUUUUGUCUCGAUCGCUGUCACUUCUGGGAUACAAUGCGCCGAUCACGACACUGCCCAUACCUGCGACCGAACACAGGCGCCACGCCUCGCCGCAGACGAGUCGAGGGUCGCAUCGAAAAGUAUCGCCUGGUACAGCUUCGACAGUAACAGCAACACCGACGCCCCCUCCCCCGGCCCAGAGGAUAUCACCAACGGGUCAGAGACCAUCCGAUGCGAAACCUCCGACACCUCGAGCAGCCGCUGCUACCCCGAUUGUGCCCCGACCUCCGUCAACGGGACCGGCGCAUCUCGCUCAGAAACCCGGGACGCCUCCUGUGUCUGUUCAGCAGCCUCAUAAGAAGCCGACGCCUCAGCCCACACCCGCUGGUGCUCCACCACAGCCUGCCACGACCACCAUACCGACCCUGCAGCAGCCAGUGCCGCGGCCACUGCCACCGAAGAAGAUCGCGGCGAAAGAGUCUAUACCUGUGCAUGCUCCACGACCAAUUGCACCAGCGCCACCGACGCCAGCCGCAAAUGCGAUUGCAAGACCCAUCAGCACUGAACCGAAAGGCACCACGAAUGGAGUAUCGCCAUCGCCGGCAGCUCACGCUACAUCGAGAAGCGAAGGAGCAGGGACACCGACCGAUGGGCUAUCUGGACGACGGCCUCAGCAAGUGAGCUUCCCACCUGGAACGAAGGGCUCCCCUACAGACGCGACAAAGCCUCUUGCGCCGCAGAGGCCCGGGCCACCUCCACCGCCGGCUACAGGCCCGCAGAAUAUCAGUCAGGCACAAGCCCAACCGAUACUCGGGAAGCCCUCCGACUCUGUUGUUGUCGAUACUCGUAUGCCCGAUGCCCCUUCGUCGCCCGAAUCCAUAGCGCCCAGUGCGACUACCCCGGCCGCACACGAUGUCUCGACUGAUACUAGUCCUGAUCAUGAGCCAUCCCACUAUGAAGAGCCAGGGCCAGAGAAGGAGAAGGACAGGACGCAGGCCCAGGACAAGGGAAUACCUACGGCUGCUUCUGUCGGAGCCAGAACAACGGAAUCGACAAUACCCGGGCCCGAGGACGCUGUGGAGUCUGCAGAGGACCAGCUGUUGCGCGAAUCUCGACAAUCGACAGAAGCGAAAAUAGCUGCGCAGGAAAGCCAGGGUGUUGCUGAGAGCGGUACUGCGAGCAAGGCACCACAUGAAGCCCCAACUAGCAAAGCGGCCAGCGUUGAGGUUAAAGGUGUGCCUACUGCUCCCGUUGAGCCGAAGGCCCCCGCUCUUGAGUUCGCGCUUGCACAAAAGAGCACAGAUCCAACAAUUUCGCUUGAAAUCCCCGACAGUCGCGACGUGUCCGUUGAUCGCAUGGAUGUCGAUGCCUCUUCAGGACCGAAAGACACAAAACCCAAGGCUGUGCCACAGACGAGUCGGGUGGAGCCUCCAACCACCAAAGAUGCGACUGAAGGAGAAUCGACACCAUCUACUGUCAAUAUCAGUGCCAGUGCGAAAACAAACGACGAGCCACCCGUGGCAGAGCGCGCUGUCACAAGAGUGUCAUCCGGUGCUAUGCGUCCGAAGUCUGUCAGUGAGAUUGUCAGCAGCCUUGCUGCACAGGAUAGCAGUGCUGACAGGCAUUCGGAGGCUCGCGACCACCAGCUCACGCCCUUUACAUCAAUGUCGCAAUCGCCGACACCACGAAGCCGACGCGUCUCAUCCAUGCGCAAAGACAGGCCCAAGGGGCAGGUUUCUGCUGUGCUCUUUGGGAAGCAGCCUCAGCGAAUAGAUGAGAGCGAGCUUACUGUCGGAAACAAGGAAUCCGCUCAGCCUAUUGAUGAUUAUUACAUGCCCCUGUUCAUUCAGGGGUUUGCUCGUGGGUCACAAUGGAUGCAGCCUUUGGAGAAGAUGCUCUACCACGCCAAUAAGACCUUCUCCACGAGUGAGUCGCUCAUGACGAUCCAAGACCAUCAGGCCUGCAAGGUUCUGCACCGGGUUUAUCACCUUCAAAGCAGCGAUAAAUGGACAUUACGGCAGCCGAAACGAGCCCCAGAGCCUACGAGACCCGCCAGUCAGUGGGACGUUGUCAUUCGCGAAGCUAAAUGGAUGCGUACAGAUUUCAGAGAAGAGCGCAAGUGGAAGAUGGCCGUUGCUCGCAACUUUGCCCAAGCAUGCGCUGAGUGGUGUGUUGCGACCCCUGAGGAGAGGAAGUCGAUGCAGGUCAACGCGCGGAUCCCUUCCAAGGACGAUGCAGAAGUCGAGGACAUCUCUAUGGCUGAGGGCAAGGAGCCAACGCCUGAUCUGGUACAUGACAAUGCCGCCUCGCCGCGGGUUGUUGAUGAACUUGCAGAUGUCUUCCCCGAAACCGCGGCGCCAUCCGCCAUUUUUGCGCUGGAGGAGGAUGACGUUGUCUUUGGCCUCCGGCGCUCCGCCGCAGCAGAUCAAUUACUGGAAGAACUGCCGAUGUAUUGCCCGCCUUUGAAGAUUCCCCAAUACGACCCUUUGGCGCCACAAUUCGACCCCGAUGCACGAUGGCGACGACCAGCUUUGCCUCUGAGCAAAUAUGUGGAGGGACAGAUGAGGUUGACGAACGAAGGGCCACCUCGCAAACGCAGCCGUUACAACUACCACCAUGAAGAUUCUGAUGAUGAGGACGACGCCCCUUUCCUUAAUGAACCGGCAGUGUAUGCCCAGCUACCGCCCAUUACCGACGAAGUUGCUCUGUUCCGACCAGAAAUGAAGCCUAUUCGCGACAGAAUUCACGCAGGCCACCAGUUUCGGCCACCCACCGACCAUCAAAUGCCACUUCAGAGCUUUUACGAACACCGUUCGCCAUCCAUGUGGACGCAAGCGGAAGAUGACCAUCUUCGUAGCCUUGUGCGUGAGUAUUCGUACAACUGGCCUUUGAUCUCGAGCAUGUUGGAGAGUAAGUCCCUCUACUCCUCAGGAGCAGAAAGGCGUACGACAUGGGAGUGUUUUGAGCGUUGGAUCCAGCUAGAGGGUCUCCCGUCCGACAUGCAGAAGACAGUCUACUUCAAGGCGUACCAAAGUAGGAUUGAGGCCGCACAGCGCGUCGUUGCACACCAGCAAGCCGCAAGGGAACAAACGGCAGCAGCAAAUGGUGGUCAGCCUCAGCCCAUGAGACGACGCACAACAGUGCCCAUGCGCGUGGAGCGCCGACGAAACCAGAAGCAUUUGACUCUGCUUGAUGCCAUGCGGAAGCUGGCUAAGAAACGCGAAUUGGCCAAGCAAAAGAGUGACCAGGCCGCGCAGACGGCGCAGCAGAAUGCUGCGAACCGACCGAACAUGAUGCAGCAGCCAGUCCGUGGAGCGUGUAAGACGCCUCAGGAGUACAGCCUGCAGCGUUGGAGGAAAGAUCAGGAGCUUGCCGAGAAGUUGUCAAACUUUGCUACCAGCAACAAUGCUGCAAGACGGGUAAGCUCUCGUUCGGGUCUUCCGUCUAAACAGACUUCUGACGCAUCGUCUGCACAGGCCGCUGCCAUGCAAGCCCGAGCGCAACAAGUUCAGGCACAUGGGCAAUUGCCUCCAGGCACACCUGGAUCUCGUCCCGGUUCUAAUGGCCAGCAUCCUCAGCAGCAGCAGCAACAACAACUUCAAGGCGGUCCAAACGGUCAGCCGCGUCCUCCCCAACAGGCAGGCAUGAACAACGGGAGGCAGCCUCAAGCUCGCAUGGCCAUGCCACUGCCUCCAAAUGGUAUGGUGCCCAAUUCGCAAGUCGGUGGUCACGCCCCAGUCGCGCAUAUGAAUGGUGGUGCCCAGCACCCACAGAUGCAAAACAUGCAGGCCAUGCAAGGUCCCCAGCGGGUUGCGAUGCCUCCGCAACAUCAGAGCCAGCAACAGCACAUGGCACAGGGUCAGCAGCAGGGUGGUCAGCAGCAGCCGGACCCGAACAUGGUGAUGAGGGCCCGGCAGCUAUCGGAACAGCAAAGGCAAGCUGUUCAAGCCCAGCAGCAGCAUAUGCAAGUGCAGGGCCAGCCGCAGCAGCAGCAAGGCAGCAACGGCGGAACACCAAGGCCCCCAUCUGCCCACAAUGUUCAGCACUCGCCCUCACCAAACAUGGCCAACGGUCUCGUCAAUGGCGUAGCCAACGGCAUUCAAGGCAUGAAUUACCAAAACUUCGCCAACAACAACCAACAAGGGAUGAUGACGGCGUUCAAUCAAGUGAACAACGGCGCUAAUGGGCAGGCCUCCCCUCAGGCCGCGCAACAGAGUGUGUACACUGCUUCGCCAGGCUCGGCUUCCCGCGCGACUACUCUGCCAGCCCCGUUCCAGGCACAGCUGCAGCAGCUGGAGGCACAGAUUCGUCAAAAGAACCCUACUGUGAAGCCUGAUCAAGCAAGACAGCUGGCUAUGGACCAUAUGCUCAAGGCUUUCCAGCACCAACAGAGGCAGAAUGCCAUGUCCUCCGCGGCGGGCGUCUCAAAUGGCGGUGGCCAGGCCAACCAAGCGCAGAUGGGUAUCGCAGCAGGCAACAUUGGCGCGACCACAAGUCCACAUCAGUAUGCGCAGCUUUUGCGACAGCAGCAACAAGCUCAAGCCGCCCAGCAGCAGCAACAACAGGCCGCGCAGGCUCAGCAGCAGCAACAGCAGCAGCAAGCAGGCCAGCAACAGCAGUCGCCGCCUGUGGUUAGGCAAAGUAGCGAGGCUGCCACGCCGACUGCUCAGUAAACACCAUGAAGGAAGGUGUCGCGUCUUUGCGCCCCCUUACGGUGGCUACCAUGAGGAUGAGUAGCUAGCAAAACAAGGAAUAUGUACAAGUUAAUACAAAGCCUCACUAAACAUGCGCGUG